Molecule: messenger RNA, 504 nt
Organism: Diaporthe amygdali
Lineage: Eukaryota; Fungi; Ascomycota; Sordariomycetes; Diaporthales; Diaporthaceae
Exons: 1
Coding region: 1-504 (167 amino acids)
Biological process (GO): DNA replication, removal of RNA primer
Molecular function (GO): nucleic acid binding; RNA-DNA hybrid ribonuclease activity
Source: RefSeq, a predicted model, not a curated record
AUGGUCUACCGAAUGAUUUUCAACGUUGACGGCGGCUGCCGGCGCAACGGACGACCAAGUGCAAUCGGAGUGGCUGCGUGCUGCCGCCAGAGCCCCCACGGAUGGCCAGCGCAGCCCCGAAGCCGUGUUCUCUCUCGACAGCAAGGCAAACCUCGUCCUACCAAUCAACGAGCCGAGAUCACCGCCAUCAUAAUGGCGCUGGAGUGGGCCCUCCAGCGAUACAAGACAUUGCACAGCAAUCCCAAGCUUCGAAUCACCAUCAAGUCGGACUCGCGGUAUGCAAUCCGAUGCAUGACUAAGUGGAUCUACAAGUGGUCUAGAAACGGAUGGCGGAACGCGAGAGGUUUCGAGGUCAGCAAUCGGGAUCUCAUUGAGAGGGCCUCUCGCCUGGACGAUCUCGUCAGAGACCUGGGCUCUGUCAGAUACGUCUGGAUCCCCAGAGAGGAGAACAAGGUCGCUGAUGAGCUAUGUAAUCAGAGAUUGGAUGAGGAGGAUGGCCGGUAG